CCCCGUGUACCCAGUGCCGUUUCCGCCCGGCCCGGGGAGAAGCCGCCGCUGCCGCCGGGGAGGGGCCGCCGCUGCCGCGGCUGAGCGCUCGCUCUCGCCGGCUGCCCGGGACACGCCGUGGCGCCGAGCCGGGCCUGGUGCCGCGCAGGGGCCCGGGGAACGGGCCGGCCAGGUUUCCCCAUGUCCGUGACGUGUUGGCCGAGGCUCUGCGGCUCCUCUCCGCCCUCGGAGCGGCCAGUCGCUGCCCUCUGGACUCCGUGAUCCCCGACGGGCGUCAUGAGCAUUGCAAUCCCUCUGGGAGUCACCACACCAGAUACGUCCUACUCCGACAUGGCUGCAGGAUCGGACCCAGAGUCUGUGGAAGCUAGUCCAGCUGUCAGUGAGAAGAAUGUGUACUCCAGCCACGGCUAUGGGGCCACCCAGAAACACAGCUAUCGCGGGCUGCCUUACGCAGAUCAUAAUUAUGGAGCUCCUCCUCCUCCAACGCCGCCAGCCUCUCCUCCUGUCCAGACCAUUAUACCUCGUGCAGAACUGAAUGGCCUGCACUCGCCUGAUGAGGAGAACUCCGGGGAUAGUGAGAGCUCCUCAGAAGGAGAAUCAAUUCCCACUUGGUGCCACUGCAGUGUCUCCCAAGAUGGUUUCCUCCUCAAGUGUGAAAAGUGCAGAGGAAUGAGCAGGGGGAAGGUGAUCAGACUCCGCCACCGGAAGCAGGACAACGUGUCAGGCGGGGACAGCAGUGCCACUGAGAGCUGGGAUGAAGAACUCUCUCCCUCCACAGUGCUGUACACGGCCACGCAGCACACGCCGACCAGCAUCACGCUGACCGUCAACCGCGUCCGCAGGAGCAAACCCAAGAAGAGGAAGAGGAGUACAGAAAAGGCUCGUGCUGCUCCAAAGGCCAAAAAGAUCAAGGCUUUUCGAGAGGGCUCACGAAAGUCUCUGAGGAUGAAGAAUUCCCCUUCUGAAGCACAUGCCUUGGAUGAAAACACAGCUGAAGGGUGGGAGAAUCGGAUCCGCCUCUGGACGGACCAGUACGAGGAAGCCUUCACCAACCAGUACAGUGCUGAUGUGCAGAACUUGCUGGAGCGUCACCUCAACUCUAAUAAAGACUAUGUGGGCAAAACUGCUAUGCUGGACACAAUCAACAAAACAGAGCUGGCCUGCAAUAAUACUGUUAUUGGGUCCCAGAUGCAGCUGCAGCUGGGAAGGGUGACUCGGGUUCAGAAGCACCGGAAGAUCCUGAGGGCAGCAAGAGACUUGGCACUAGAUACCCUUAUAAUUGAGUAUCGAGGGAAAGUUAUGUUACGGCAGCAAUUCGAGGUCAAUGGGCAUUUCUUCAAAAAGCCAUAUCCCUUUGUGCUGUUCUACUCCAAGUUCAAUGGCGUUGAGAUGUGUGUUGAUGCCCGCACCUUUGGUAAUGAUGCCAGGUUCAUCAGGCGGUCCUGCACUCCAAAUGCAGAGGUUCGUCAUGUGAUUGCUGAUGGGAUGAUCCACCUGUGCAUCUAUGCUGUUGCCACCAUUGCCAAGGACACAGAGGUUACCAUCGCCUUUGACUAUGAGUACAACAUCUGCAAUUAUAAAGUGGACUGUGCGUGUCACAAGGGGAACCGGAAUUGCCCUGUGCAGAAACGUAGCCCAAAUGCUGCAGAACACCUACCUCCACCUGUUUUAGGCACACUGAUUGGGGCAGAAACACGCCGGCGAAAGGCCCGUCGAAAGGAGCUGGAAAUGGAGCAGCAGAGCCUUGCGUCGGAUGAGAACGGCACUCAGCAAACUGAGGAGGCUCCUGAGGGACCUGCAGCAGUCAGUGACAGUGAGGUGCCAGAGAAGGAGGAGAAACAACAAGGGGAGAAAGAGGAGCCUGUAGAUGAACAGGGAGCCUUGGUCCACAGCAGACGGUCCCGGGAAGACCGGAAGGUGGAAGCCAUCAUGCACAUGUUUGAGAACUUAGAAAAGAGAAAGAGGAGACGAGAGCAACCAUCAGACCGUAACAGCACUGAUGCUGAAACCAACGUCAAUUCUGAAGCUCCUGAGCUGGAAAAAGUGAAAACAGAGACUCCUGAAACUGAAGAUGGAAGUUCAGCACUGAGUGCUAGUCCUGCUCCUCCACCUCCUCCUCCUCCACCUCCUCCUCCUCCUCCUCCUCCUCCUGCUCCUCCUGUUUCUAACAGUACCAGCAGUACUGGGGUGAACACACGACGCUCCUCACAAGUAGCGGAUGCUGUCCCCGAAAAAACAGUGGCUAAGCCAGCUCCAGCAAAACCCUCCAGGCCCCGACCAAAAAGCCGCUUCUCUCGAUACCGGACCAGUUCAGCACAAAGACUGAGAAGGCAGAAACAAGCCAGUUCCCAGCAAGCUGAACUCACACAGGCUGUCCCAGAGGAAGGAAGCACUGCCAGCUUGGUAACCACAACAGAUGUCAGCAAUGUGGAAGGGCCAGGAGAAGGCAGACAGUUGACAGGAUCUGACCCAACUGCUAUCCUGGCUACAGGAUCCCAGUCUAAAGCUGCAGUAAAGUACCCCAAAACAAAAAAGUACCUGGUUACCGAAUGGCUGAACGACAAGGCAGAAAAGCAGGAGUGUCCAAUUGAGUGUCCUCUGCGCAUUACUACAGACCCAACAGUUUUGGCAACUACCCUAAAUAUGCUGCCAGGUCUCGUGCACUCCCCACUGAUUUGUACCACACCUAAACACUACAUUCGCUUUGGUUCGCCUUUCAACCCUGAGAGACGUCGAAGGCCCUUCCUGCUGGAUGGCAUUUACAGCUCCUGUAAGAAGCGCUGGAUCAAACAAGCCCUGGAAGAGGGGAUGACUCAGACCUCAGCAGCUCCGCAAGAGAACAGGACCCAGUGUCUAUACCAAAGCAAUGAGAACAGCAGCUCCUCCAGCAUCUGCAAAGAUGACACAGACUUGCUGAGUCCCCUGAAGAAAUGGAAGUCACGCUACUUGAUGGAGCAGAACGUGAAGAAGCUGCUGCGGCCGCUGUCCCCCAUCACGCCCCCUCCUCCCGUCCCUCCGGUACCCGGCACAGCGAGCCCUCAGCUGGCCACGCCCUGCUCGUCUCUGCCCGCCGAGGAGGAGACUCGCAAUGGCUACGGCGUCAUGUUCUCACCCAUCCCCUCUCUGGCUGCCAGCCGCUGCAAUACUCCACUACAGUUCGAGAACGUGUCCUCCCCCGAGAGCUCCCCUGCGCAUAGGCCCGAGUCCAUGUCACCUGAGGUCUGCCUCCGUUCCGACAUGGAUUCCAAGGGUGGGUACCUGGAUUCCAGUGCAAACACCUGCCAGGAACGGCCAUCGCUGCUCAGCUUUGCAUCCUCUGAUGUGGCUCCACAAUCCUCCAUAAACUCUACUUCAGAGAUGAACUUCCCAGGGAAAAGUGGGGAAGCACAGAUGCUGCUACGAAGCUCUGAUCAGGCUUUUCGGACAGAGUUUAAUUUAAUGUAUGCCUUCUCCCCAUUGAACGCUAUGCCCCGCGUGGAUGGGCUGCUGCGGGGCUCUCCUCCUUUGGCAGACAGGAAGCCCAUUAAUUCGGACGCAGGAUGCUGCAGCUCUCCUGCAGAAGGGUAUUUCAGCAGACAUGAGUCAGGGCUGCUCAAAGAGACAACACAUGGGUCCAUGUCCCCCUGCAGCGAGAGGGCUGCUGAAGGCACCAGAGCUGCUCCCCAGAAUCCGCCACAAAGGAAGAAGGUGUCGCUGCUCGAGUACCGCAAGCGGAAGCAGGAGGCCAAGGAGGGCGGCGAUGGCGGGCGCGGCGCGGGGACCCCCACCCGGCAGGGCAGCGGCGGCUCCGGGGCUGACACGGACGGGAACGGCCCCUCGGGCUCUGCAGCACGAACUCCGUCCUCCCCACAAAGUGGCUUCUCCCCUUCUCAUCCCUCCCUGCCUCACGUAGAGGACGUCAGCCCACCAGACUCGAGGGGCUGUAGUUCCUCGUCAUCGCUCAGUAAAUCCCAGGAGAGCAUCAGCAGUAGGUGGAUGGUGCCGAAGUCGGUGGAGCGGCUGCGGGAGGGCCGGGGGAUGCUGGAGAAGGUGCUGCGGAGCGGGGCCAAGGUGGCCCAGAGACACGAAUCCUCCCCUACCCAGGACUGUGCUCCUGAGAGAGAUGCAGACGCAGCAGAAGGAGACACUCCAGAAGCCCAUAAAGGACCAGCAGUUUACAGUCCUUCUCGAUACAGCUACCAGCUGCUGCAGUCUGACAGUCCCCAGGCAGAAUCACAGACCCUGCUCCAGCAGAACUCCUCCCCGUACAGAGGGCACCUCGCGUCUCCUGGAUACAGCUACCGAGCAGCAGCACAGAGGACAGGACACAGCCUGUCCCACAGUUCCUCGGAAACAUCCCUCUCCUCCACCUCAUAUUCCAGCCCUGCCCACUCGGUCUCCACAGACUCCUCUGCCCUGUUUGCAGGGAAUUCGGGGUAUUUCAGCAGCCAGCAGCACUCUGGCAGUGUCAGCAGCAGCCUCCUGAGGAAGAGCUGCCCUGCGGCUGCCAGCCCGGCACAGCAGCCAGCUGUGGACUCUCUCUCCUCGGAGUCGGGCCCCCAGCCCUGCACAGGCGUGUCGGGCUCUUCCUCCGCUCCCCAAAGCGCUCGCUCACUACAGUCAGACUUGCGGACUAUCAGCCUGCCGAGCUCGGGCCAGUCUGUGCUCUACCAGGGCUCCCGGGGCGCAGUGAUUUCCAAUGCACAACACUAUUCGCACCGCGGGGGAGGCAGUGUCCAUCAGUACAGACUGCAGCAGCUUCAAGGUUCUGGAGUAAAGACUCAAACAGGACUUUCCUAGGGCUGCCUGGACUUCAGGAGGACAAAACUGCCCAUAGCUCCUUCCAGUCACCCCUGGAAGUGGCUCCUGGGCUGGUGUUGAAAGCUUGCACCUGAUGCUGGGGUGCCAGGGGUCAGAGGCUGAGGUCGAAAAUGCACGGGUGAGAUUUGUGAGCAGUAUUGGCCUCUGGCCUGGUAGGAGAACACAGAUUUCUCUGAGGCAGAGACUGUAGCAAAGCAGUUCCCUGACAUGUGGGUACAUUGCAAAAACAAAAAGAAACAAACAGAAAAAAAAAGAAAAAAAAAAAAAAGAAAAUGGUUCAAGUGCAAUGACUGUGGCACAGCCUCUGUCUCUGGUCCGUGCCCAUGGCCACAGUCACACAUGCAGCACGGACACAGUUCUGAAUUCAAAAGCAGUUUAAAGGAAACGUUGGGGGAAGUUAACUCCAAUCUCUUUAUAGGUCAGGUUCUCAGUGCGUUCUGGGGAGGGCUUUAAUCCGUUACGAUCAUUCCAGUCACAAGCAGACGAGCGCACACGGCUGCCUUUGGGCUUGGGUCGCCACUGCUGCCCUCGGAGCUUUUCCAGGACGGGAGAGUCUCCGCAAAUGCAAACAGCACGGGAGGGGUUGGAGCGUGUGCCUGUGGCUGCAGAGGAUCCGGGGUGCGCUGUCCUGCACUGCUUCUGUGGUGAACGAGUGUUUUUGAGGUCGCUUAAGGAAUCUGUGAACAGGAGCACGGCUGGGGCCGUGCUGCCACGUGCUGGCGUGCCGGGGGCUCUCUGGCUGCUGGUGCUCAUGCACAGGGGAUGGCCGGGGGCCUGAGCAGUCAAGUGAUGCUGCGGCACACGGGGGGCUGCAGGGGGCAGUGGUGGGGUGGAGGGUGGGCACCCUGGUCAGUGCUGAGCCAGAGGCAGUGCCAUGUGGGGUCUUUCCCAGCCACUGUCACUCGCCGAGCGUGGCAGGAGAGCCAGCCCAGACACAGUGCGCUGUGUGUUCAAUUCCAUACGAUUGCCAGCUUCUUUCUCACUUGUUUACUGUAAUAUCGGGCGUGUUUUUAUUUAUCUAAUUUUAUAUUCAGUUAUAACCAUAGUAGGUUAGCUAAUAUAUGACAGGUGUCAUCCCUGGUGCUGCAGUGGAACUUCUCCUUUCUCUUGGAUAACAUAAUGCUGUGAGUCUGUCUCCCCUCUCCUUGCAGAUGCACAGUCUUCUUCCUCUUUUUUUAGGACUGUUACAGAUUUCUCUAAUUCACAAUUGAAAUCAGGUGUUUGUUCAGCCUAGGGGAGACUUUUAAAAUAUUGAAACAAAGAGUAGCUUUCUCACACUGUCUGGCUGUGAGCGUGUUGGGAUGGAACUUGUCACCCCGCAGUUGGGUGUCUGUAUACUGUAUAACAUAGGUGUAAACUUCACUUGGCUUAGCUCUGGAGGUGCAGCCUCCCCUUUCGUGCUCUGAGCAGCACGGGGCAGACAGGCUCUGCCCUGCCAGGCGGCGGGAGGGGGCCAGGGGGGCCCUGCCCAGAGGCUCCAGCACCUUCGGGAGCAGCAGGGGGGCAGGAGGGAGGGACCCUGGAAAGCUCUGGGAAAGGUGGGGGCUGUAGCUUCUUACUCUAGUGGAGUUUUUACACCAUGCUGUAACAUUUGAACUUUCACAAGAGAUGUAAUAAUUUUGAUAAUAAAAAUACUUAACUUGAAAACUAGUAUUGCUGAAUUUCUUACCACCUUGAGCACUGGUGCCCAGGACAUAGGGCAAGAGGGUGAGGGCAUGUAAGUCUCUCUUCCCUGUCUCCUGCAGGGUAAGCAAAUGCUUGCAGGAGCAGCCUUGCAGACCUCCCUGCUGCCUUCUGCCAGGUGAAGCUAGGAGCUGCUGUGGGAGCUGCUGUUCCUUAGGAAAUUACCCAAACUUCUGGCUGGGGUUGUGAGAUUUUUGGCUCUGCUGCUGCCGUUCUUCUUGCUCAAGCUCAUUUGGGGAGGAGAUGGAUUGGGAGGAUGUCUCCUGC
Camarhynchus parvulus is the source of this 6750-nucleotide messenger RNA. It is a transcript of the gene SETD5, whose product is annotated as SET domain containing 5. The record is from RefSeq and is a predicted model, not a curated record. Gene Ontology annotation, molecular function: protein binding. Lineage: Eukaryota; Metazoa; Chordata; Aves; Passeriformes; Thraupidae. Bases 277 to 4779 code for a protein of 1500 amino acids. The transcript is spliced from 24 exons.